AAAUCGAAAGUAGGAAAGUUUGAGGAAAUAGAGACGUGUCCAACGACUGACCUUUUACUUUAUUUAACAAUACCGUUCGCUCAAAAUGUCGAAAUCGUCUGUAAUGAAAAUAAAACGCGUGAACGCAGUAAAGGUGGAGAACUUCCACCAGUCUCUGUAUCAACAGGCAGAUAAUCUGUUUUCCAACUACAUCCCAUUGAAGAUCUCUCAGCUGGACAACCUGCUGAAGGAGGAUGAUCUCAACCUCCCAGACCUGUCCACUCUCCAAGCCCCUCUGAACAUCCCCAUACCAGACCCUCCUACUGCGGAGGAUGAGGAAAUGGAGACUGACAAGAAUGAUGACGAGAAGAAGAAGAAGAAGAAAGCUCCAAGCUGUGGCCUUAUCAAAGGGAAUGAGAAGAUUGUGAAGCUGCUGGACAGAGUGAAACCAGAGAUCCUAUCAUUGAGAGAGACCAUCAUUACAGUGUCCUGCUGGAUUCAGCAUCUCAUCCCCAAAAUAGAGGAUGGGAACGACUUUGGCGUUGCAAUCCAGGAGAAAAUCUUGGAGAGAACAGCUGCAGUGAAGACAAAAGUGGACGGCUUCCACACCAACAUUAACAAGUACUUUUCAGAGAGGGGUGAUGCAGUGGCUAAAGCCUCCAAGUCAACUCAUGUGUCCUCUUCCUUCCUCAUCCUGAUGUCGUAACACAUCUCUCCUUGUCCUCUUCCUUCCUCAUCCCUGUUUCUCCUCCUUGUCCUCUUCCUUCCUCAUCCUGAUGUCGUAACACAUCUCUCCUUGUCCUCUUCCUUCCUCAUCCCUGUUUCUCCUCCUUGUCCUCUUCCUUCCUCAUCCCUGUUUCUCCUCCUCCUCCUUGUCCUCUUCCUUCCUCAUCCUGAUGUCGUAACACAUCUCUCCUUGUCCUCUUCCUUCCUCAUCCCUGUGUUUCUCCUCCUCCUCUUCCUUCCCCAUCCUGAUGUCGUAACACAUCUCUCCUUGUCCUCGUCCUACCUCAUCCCUGUUUCUCCUCCUUGUCCUCGUCCUUCCUCAUCCCUGUUUCUCCUCCUCCUCUUCCUUCCUCAUCCUGAUGUCGUAACACAUCUCUCCUUGUCCUCCCUCAUCCCUGUUUCUCCUCCUUGUCCUCUUUCUUCCUCAUCCCUGUGUUCCUCCUCCUCCUCGUCCUCUUCCUUCCCCAUCCUGAUGUCGUAACA
Oncorhynchus masou masou (cherry salmon) is the source of this 1188-nucleotide messenger RNA. Its product is annotated as proteasome activator complex subunit 2-like. Gene Ontology annotation, biological process: regulation of proteasomal protein catabolic process; regulation of G1/S transition of mitotic cell cycle; positive regulation of endopeptidase activity. Gene Ontology annotation, molecular function: endopeptidase activator activity. Gene Ontology annotation, cellular component: proteasome activator complex; cytoplasm; nucleoplasm. The transcript has 10 exons. Bases 86 to 685 code for a protein of 199 amino acids. Lineage: Eukaryota; Metazoa; Chordata; Actinopteri; Salmoniformes; Salmonidae. The record is from RefSeq and is a predicted model, not a curated record.